This is a messenger RNA of Erigeron canadensis, 1944 nucleotides long. Its product is annotated as alanine--glyoxylate aminotransferase 2 homolog 1, mitochondrial. Gene Ontology annotation, molecular function: pyridoxal phosphate binding; L-alanine:glyoxylate transaminase activity. Bases 124 to 1581 code for a protein of 485 amino acids. Gene Ontology annotation, biological process: glyoxylate catabolic process. Lineage: Eukaryota; Viridiplantae; Streptophyta; Magnoliopsida; Asterales; Asteraceae. The transcript has 9 exons. The record is from RefSeq and is a predicted model, not a curated record. Gene Ontology annotation, cellular component: mitochondrion.
UUUUUAGUUUAAAAGAUUCACCUUAAAAAAUAAACACUUCUAUUUCAUCACUCCAUUUCCACCUAUCUCUAUCCAAAAACAAAAAAGCUACCAUCUUUUUUCUGCAAAUCAAACAAAACAAUAAUGGGGUUGCAAAGAAAGAUCAUCAACUGUAAAACCCUUAAAGAUUUCAUAAAUUCUAAGUGGGUUUCAUCAAAUCUUGUUUCUCACCGGCGGUUUUCAUCUGAUCUUUCUUCUCUCCGCCGGGUUUCGUCGGUGCAGCCGCCGGAGAUACCUCCAUUUGAUUAUCAGCCGGUCCCAUAUAAAGGACCAUUAGCUGAUGAAGUAUUUGAAAAGAGAAAGAAGUAUCUUGGCCCUUCUCUUUUUCACUACUACCAAAAGCCUCUCAAUAUAGUUGAAGGGAAGAUGCAAUAUUUAUUUGAUGAGAAUGGGAGGCGUUAUCUUGAUGCAUUUGCUGGGAUAGUUACAGUUUCAUGCGGUCACUGCCAUCCUGAAAUUUUACAUGCUAUACAAGAGCAAAACAAGCUUCUUCAACAUGCUACAACGAUAUAUUUGCACCAUGCAAUUGGUGAUUUUGCAGAGGGAUUAGCAGAAAAGAUGCCUGGAAAUCUGAAGGUAGUGUAUUUUGUAAAUUCUGGCACGGAAGCAAAUGAACUAGCAAUGCUAAUGGCACGACUAUACAGUGGUAACCUAGGGAUGAUUGCCUUGAGAAAUGCAUACCAUGGUGGAAGUGCAGGUACGAUUGGCUUGACAGCUUUGAAUACAUGGAAGUACCCUAUACCACAGGGUGAAAUUCAUCAUGUUGUAAAUCCAAACCCCUAUCGUGGUGUCUUUGGCUCGGAUGCUAAUCGGUAUGCUCAAGAUGUACAAGAUCACAUUGACCAUGGUACUUCGGGAAGAGUUGCUGGUUUUAUUUCUGAAACCAUUCAGGGAGUUGGAGGAGCAGUUGAAUUGGCCCCGGGUUACUUAAAGUUAGUUUAUGACAUGGUACGUAAAGCGGGUGGAGUUUGCAUUGCUGAUGAAGUUCAAACUGGAUUUGGCCGCACUGGAAGUCAUUACUGGGGUUUUCAAACACAGGAUGUGAUUCCUGAUAUUGUCACCAUGGCAAAGGGAAUUGGAAAUGGUUUACCCUUGGGAGCUGUAGUUACGACUCCUGAAAUAGCACAAGUACUGUCCCAAAAAAUUCAAUUUAACACCUUUGGAGGGAACCCUGUGUGCUCGGCUGGUGGACUUGCUGUCCUUAGAGUUCUUGAUAAGGAAAACCGUCAAAAACAUUGUUCUGAUGUUGGUUCCCAUUUGAACGGGCGAUUGAAAGAUCUUCAACAAAAAUAUGAAAUAAUCGGAGAUGUGAGAGGGAGGGGGUUGAUGGUUGGCAUUGAGCUCGUGACUGACCGGAAAGAGAAAACUCCUGCUAAGGCCGAAACUGCAAUUUUAUUUGAAACACUACGAGAGCUCGGGGUUCUAGUUGGCAAAGGUGGAUUGCAUGGGAAUGUUUUCAGAAUAAAACCGCCCAUGUGCUUCAACAAAGAUGAUGCAGAUUUUUUGGUUGAUGCCUUGGAUUAUUCAAUCUCAAAGCUGUGAGAUUGUGUCGUGGGGAACUCAAUCCUAUGAAGCUUGAGUCAUGUGAUCUUCAUGCCAAACACCAGUUAUUGAGACGUUUGGGGUUCUUUUAACUUGGUAAGUGUAAUGGGUCUAGUUGAUACCUGGCUUUAUGGGUUGUAUUACAGAUCCUAUAUUUGUUUCAUUAGGUUGUCCUUUCGUAGCCAAAUACACUUGGCUAGCCUGUAAUUUUCUGUUUUACUCAAAUUUAAUCACAUAGAAAUGAUGUUGUUUCACUCCAAACGAUAAUAAUUGGGGCCUCAAGCCAUUGUUCUAUUGGCAUUAUGGUUAAGAUGACCCGUGGUUCCAAGAAAAGAGUGAAAACAAGUAAUUUGUUGCAACGAA